AAAACUAGAAGAAAAAUGAAUGUUAAAUUUGAUUCUCCCAAACCUGAAGAGGCUAGUUCUCCAUCAAUUUAACAAUCUGAAAAUGAGGAAGAUAGUACUUUUCCUUUAACGAAAACAAUUAAGAAUAUGCUUUAUGUUUAUGGUGAUUAAAGAAAUUCUGAAGUGCAUAAUUUGGCCCAUUUAUAAAUUCAGGAAUUGAUAUCAGACAUCUUUUAACCAUAAAUAUUACAUGCUCUGUAUUUACCUGCUCCGAAACCUUGGGAAUAAAUUGGAUCAGACAUUAAAUUUGAAUUUCCUCCACCUUUAACUAAGAAUAAAAGAAUACUAUAGAAUUACUUAAAUUGUGUUUUCAAAGAGUUUGUUAGUUUAUUUUAGAAAUUAUCAAGAAUUUCAAAGCGAUUGAAAAAACAUACUUCAGAAGUCAAUUAAGAUAAUAAUGUUGACUAUGAAACAGCUUUAAGGAAUAAAGCUUAAAAGGAGAAGAUUCAUAUAUAUGAGGAAUAAUACUCUUAAUAAGAGGAUUCAAUUUCAAAUUCUUCAAUAACAUCAGAAUCUGCACAUGAAGCUUGGGAAGAAUAUAUGAAGGCAAGAGUAGAAUAGAUGCCUUCUUAAGAGUUUAUAAAGUUUAUGGAAUUAAGAUCUUAAACAUUUAUACAUCAUAAGAGAUUUAAGUAAUUUAUUGAUCCACAUAAUUAUGGAUAGAAUUUUAUUGACUGUAUAAACCUGAAAUUCUUAAAUUAUUGUUUAUGUCGAGUAAUCAAACGUACUAUAUAGAAAGUAAUGUAAACAGAAUAACCAUAAAAAUAAGUGUUCUAAUUAUCUGAAGAGCAUCUAAAGUAGUUUGGUUAUCAAAUAAUAGAAACUUAUAAAAUUAGAGCUAAGAAAUAUGCACUAUAAGAUUAAAAGUUGAACUAGAUGGCAUACAAAUUAUUUCUAUAAGAGUUUUGUUCUUAAGGAUAUGAAGCAUAUUUUCAAUCAAAAUGGGUAUUAAAGAAAAGUGGAUAAUUGUCUAGCAAUUAGGAAGUAAGAGCUUAGGAAGAAUGGGAUAAGAUGGGACACAUUAAGUAAAAAUGGAUUGAUAGAGUAAAGGCAGAAAAAUAAGUUAGACAAAAGUUAGUAAAAUAAAAGAAAGUUAUACCUAAUACUCAUUAUUCUAGAAUCCUUUUAUAAAAGGUGGGGAAUAAAUCAUAUGAAUAAGCUAAAAGUGAAUUUUCAAUAAUUUUCAAAGAAUGGUUUAUACACUUAGAAACAAUAACAGAAAUUAAUAGCAUAUAUGACUGA
Messenger RNA from Paramecium pentaurelia, 1281 nucleotides. The record is from the annotation of a GenBank genome assembly. NCBI's taxonomy places the organism in Eukaryota, Ciliophora, Oligohymenophorea, Peniculida, Parameciidae.